AUGGCGCACUCAGCCGCUCCCUUUCUCGUGAUCAUCGUGGGCGGCAGCCUGGUAGGACUCACUACAGCAUUGGCUCUAGGGAAGGCGGGUAUCGACUUUCUAGUUCUCGAGAGACAGGAGAUUGCGCCAAAUGCGGGAGCGUCCAUAUCCAUCCAUCCACAUAUCCAAAGGGUCAUGGAACAGCUUGGUGUUUGGCCAGAGAUCAAGGAAAGGGUUUACCCUCUAGGCCAACGAUAUCACUAUGAUGAACAUGGAUACCUUCUUGAUCAUUCGAAGAUACUCCUCGAGAUAUCCAAGAUGACUCUCGGCCGCUGGACUACAUUCAUGGAACGUAAAUUCGAGCUACAGUGCAUCUAUAACCAAAUCCAGGACAAGACGCGCGUCCGGUCCAAUUGCAGAGUAGUCUCAUACACAGAGUCUCAACAUGGUGUGGAGGUGACCACCGAUCAAGGCGAGACUCUCGUCGGCGACAUGCUGAUUGGCGCCGACGGCAUACACAGCUCCAUCCGAAGACUCUUGGCCGACAAGAUGGAGGACCGCGAUCCCGCUGCCGCCCGAGAGAUGCGCGAGGGCUUUGAGAGCACCCACCACUGCAUCUUUGCCACCUCGGCCAAUGUCAACUCCAGCCACUUGGGCGAGCCGUUCCUGGCCGCCGGUGAAGUGCACAAUGUCUACUACCGCGGGUUCUCGGGCGUCGCGGCCGCCGGGGCUCCCGGGCUGGUAUUCUGGUUCCUCUUUGUGAAGAGCGAUGGCGUUACCCGCACGCCCAACACGCCCCAAUUCACCGAGGCGGAGAUGGAGGCCACCAUUUCCAAGUACGGGCACCACAAGUUAGGAUCAAAUUACACCUUUCAAGACCUCUGGAUGGGACGACAAAAGGCCGCGAUGGUGCCGCUGGAGGAAGGCGUCCUGAGAACAAAAUGGCACUCGGGCGGCAGAGUCGUGCUGGUAGGAGACUCUGUGCACAAGGCCACGGUCAACCCCGGCCUUGGCGGUAACCUUGCCGUUGAAGGCGUUGUGCACCUCCUGAAUGAGCUCGUGCCCUGGGUGCACCGAUGCGUCGCGGAAGAAGCGAGGACUCCGACCAAAGAAGAACUGGUGUCAGUGUUUGACGAGUACGAGAAGAGACAGCGGCCACAUGCCAACCUGAUUGUCAGCAGGUCAGGUUACAUUACCAGAUAUGAGGCCAUGGAGACGUGGUGGCUGAGGGCUCUCCUACGAAUCUCUCCAUGGAUUAGUGAUCAUAUCAAGGCGAAUGGCUUUGUUAGUUACAUGAAGGAAGGACCUUGGCUGUCUUUUCUUCCGAACCCAGAUGAGUCAGCGGUUCACGAUACAUCGAGUCACAAAUGA
Messenger RNA from Pestalotiopsis fici W106-1, 1350 nucleotides. RefSeq lists its product as uncharacterized. The coding region runs from base 1 to 1350 and encodes 449 amino acids. NCBI's taxonomy places the organism in Eukaryota, Fungi, Ascomycota, Sordariomycetes, Amphisphaeriales, Sporocadaceae. The record is from RefSeq and is a predicted model, not a curated record. Gene Ontology annotation, molecular function: FAD binding. The transcript is spliced from 2 exons.